AUGAUCUAUUCGCGUCUUUCUUUCUUUCUUUCUUUCUUUCUUCCUUUCUUCCUUUCUUUCUUUCUUUCUUCCUUUCUUCCUUCCUUACUUUCUUUCUUUCUUUCUUUCUUUUUUGUCUUUCUUUUAGUCUUUCUUUCUUAUUUUAAAUUUAUUAUAUCUAUGAUGAUCUAUUCGCUUCUUUCUUUCUUUCUUUCUUCCUUCCUUCCUUCCUUCCUUUCUUUCUUUCUUUCUUUCUUUCUUCCUUCCUUCCUUACUUUCUUUCUUUCUUUCUUUCUUUUUUGUCUUUCUUUUAUCUUUCUUUCUUAUUUUAAAUUUAUUAUAUCUAUGAUGAUCUAUUCGCUUCUUUCUUCUUUCCUUCCUUCCUUCAUUCCUUCCUUUCUUUCUUUCUUUCUUUCUUUCUUUCUUUGUCUUUCUUUUAGUCUUUCUUUCUUAUUUUAUAUUUAUUAUAUCUAUGAUGAUCUAUUCGCUUCUUUCUUCCUUCCUUCCUUCCUUCCUUCUUUCCUUUCUUUCUUUCUUUUUUGUCUUUCUUUUAGUCUUUCUUUCUUAUUUUAUAUUUAUUAUAUCUAUGAUGAUCUAUUCGCUUCUUUCUUUCUUUUUUCGUCUCCAUUAUUUCCCUUUUCUUUUUCUUGUUCAUUUGUCAUCACCUUUCCGUUCAUCCUGCUCGUCUUUUUCUUCUUCUUUUUCCGAUAUGCUUUUCUUUUUAUAUUUUCCUCUUUUUUUUUCUUUUUGCGCCGUUCUUUCCUCUUCUUUUUACCCUUUUGUCUCUUUUUCUUCCUUCUUCCUCCUCACUCCCCUCCUCCUCUCCUUUGUUUUUCUCUUCGGACAUCUUCGAUUCUACUUCAUCUCCUCGACAUUUUCCAAAUCUUUUUACUCUUCUUCUAUCGACUCAAGAUUUUCCCUAUCAUGACUCGGAUCUCCAUCUGUGCUUCUUCCGGCGUUGAACCGCUGGCAAUUUCAUCCGAUUCUCUUUUAACCCUAACCCUGCCUUCUUUUUCACUUUCAUCACACUCUUUCUCUCUUACAAUCUGUUCCAUAUCUAUCUAUCUAUCUAUCUAUCUAUCUAUCUAUCUAUCUGUUUUUUCUCUUUCUUUUUCCUUUCUUUCUUUCUUUCUUUCUUCAUUUGCUUCUUUUGGUUUCUUUGUAUCUCAUUCUCUUUUUUUCUUUAUCAUUUUAUUUUCCUCCUUUUCUCAUUCUCUUUGCUUUCCUUUCCUUUCUUUACUUUUCUUGUUUUUUUUUCUUUUUCUUUUUCUUUCUUUCUUUCUUUCUUUCUUUCUUUCUUUCUUUCUUUUGCUUUCAUUGAACACAAUUUCUUCUCUAAUUUCUUUCCCAUUUUUUUCAUCAUUGUGUUUUCUGUUCCUCUUUCUUUUUUAUUCUCUUUCCUUUCUCUUUUCUUUAUUCUCUUUCCUUUCUCUUUUCUUUAUUCUUUCUUUAUUCCACUUUUUUUUAUUGUCAUAUUUUCUUCUUGAUUUAAUUUUCCUUUCUUUCUUUUUUCCUCUCUUCCCCUCCUUUCCUUCUUUCUUUCCUUCCUUCCUUCCUUUCUUCUUUCAUUCUGCUGCCUUCGUCGCUUUAUCGCUUCCUUCUAUUUUUCAUCAUACCAUUUAUUUAUUCAUUUCUCACUCAUUUUGCCUCCUCUCUGUCUCUCUUCCUCCAUAUCUUCGUUCCUUUCUUCCCCAAACACUCCUUCUGUUUCCUCUAUUUCUUCUUCUUUUUCCUUCCUUAAGUCCUCUAUGUUGUUUCAACCCCUUUAUUCCUUCCUUCUUUCUUUCCUUAUUUUUCUCUAACCCCCUUCUUCCUUACGCCCUCAAUUCUUUCCUUCUUCGUUCAUUUGUUCCUCUCUUCCUUCCUUCAUCCCUAUUUCUUCUUUCUUUCCUUCCUUACAUUAUCUGUAUUUUUCUUCCUUCUUCAACCUCUUCCUUCCUUCCUUCCUUCCUUCCUUCCUUCCUUCCCCCCGCGUACAUUUCUUCGUUAAUUUCUCUGUUUGCCUCUUCCUUUCUCUAUACCUUCCUUCUUCAAACGAUUUCCUCCUUCUCCUUCCUCCAUCCCUUCUUUCCUUUCUUCUUUAACUAUAUCCCUUCCUUCUAUUCUUCUUCGUGUCAUUCCUUUUCUCUUCUAUUCUUCCCUCCACACGUUCGUUCGUUCGUUCUUUCCUUCUACUUCCUCGAUUUCUUCUUUCUUUCCUUCCUUACGUCAUCUGUAUUUUCCAUCUUACUUCAACCUCUUCCUUUUUUUCUUUCCUUCCUCUUCCUCUAUCCCUUUCUUCCUUACGCCCUACAUUCUUUUCUUCUUCGUUUCUUCCUUCCUUCCUUCUUUCUUUCCUUCACCUCUUCGUUAAUUUCUCUGUUUUCCUGUUCAUUUCACGAUACCUUCCUUCUUCAAACGAUUUCUUCCUUCUCCUUCCUCUAUCCUUUUUUUCCUUUUUUCCUUACGUCCUCCCUAUCUUCCUUUCUUCCUUUUUAUUUUUCUUUUUUCAUGCCUUCGUUCAUUCAUUUCUUCAUCACCCCGUCAUUUUACUUACUUUAA
This is a messenger RNA of Acanthosepion pharaonis, 2520 nucleotides long. The record is from the annotation of a GenBank genome assembly. Lineage: Eukaryota; Metazoa; Mollusca; Cephalopoda; Sepiida; Sepiidae.